AUGGCUAGUUCCUCAAUUUUAACGCCUGAGAGGCGUAUCGAGCUGAAUCCAUUUGACAUUGAUGCUUGGAACUUGAUUCUGAGAGAAUCACAGGCAAGGCCGAUUGACCAAGCUCGAAACUUUUACGAAAAGUUGGUUACGCAGUUCCCCAAUGCAGGACGAUACUGGAAAGCGUACAUUGAGCAUGAGCUUCGAGGAAAGAACUUCGAGAAUGUGGAAAAUUUAUUCAAUCGUUGUUUGGUGAAAGUACUGAACAUCGAUCUGUGGAAAUGCUACGUUUUUUAUGUCAGGGAGACCAAAGGGCACUUGAGUUCUUUCAGAGAGAAAAUGGCAAAGGCUUAUGAUUUUGCACUCGACAAAGUUGGACUCGAUAUGAACUCAUACUCGAUCUAUGCAGACUAUAUCUCGUUCCUCAAGACAGUUCCAGCAAUUGGCCAAUAUGCGGAGAACCAGCGCAUAUCAGCAGUUCGAAAAAUUUAUCAAAGGGGGAUCUCAACGCCAAUGGUUAACAUAGAGUCAUUGUGGUCGGACUACUGCAACUACGAGAAAAAUAUAAAUCCCACACUUGCUGAAAAGCUUAUAUCAGAAAGAAACAAGGAGUACCAAGUGUCAAAAAAGAUAGCUAAACAGCUCGAAACCGUCACUCGUGGAGUAAACAGACAAGCAGUAUCGGUGCCACCUCGAGGCACUGCGCCGGAAAUGAAGCAGGUGGAAAUGUGGAAGAAGUACAUACAAUGGGAAAAGAGCAAUCCCAUGGAAACCGAAGAGUAUGGACAGUUUGCGAAGCGAGUGGUCUACGCCUAUGAACAGUCCCUGCUUUGUCUUGGCUAUUAUCCUGACAUGUGGUACGAAGCAGCAUUGUUUCUUCAACAAGCAGGGAAACAGCUAGAAGAGAAAGGAGACGUCAAGCUAGCACAGCAGAUGACCGCUGAAGCAAUGCAGCUCUUCGACAGAGCAAUUUCUGGUUUAAUGAAACACUCACAGCUGCUUUAUUUUGCCUAUGCUGAUUUUGAAGAGGAGAGGAUGAAAUUUGACAAUGUGAAGAAGAUCUAUGACAAUCUGCUCACGAUAGACCACAUUGAUCCUACACUGACUUAUAUCCAACUCAUGAAAUUCACUCGACGCACAGAAGGUGUUAGAGCCGCUCGAGCAGUAUUCAAAAGAGCUCGUGAGGACAACCGCUGCAGACAUCACGUCUUCAUAGCAGCUGCUUUGAUGGAGUUUUAUUGCAGUAAGGACAAGGAUGUUGCGAUGCGUGUUUUCGACCUAGGUCUGAAAAAGUACGGUGACGAACCUGAGUAUGCUUGCGCAUACGUGGAUUUUCUUACUCAUUUGAAUGGUCAGUUUCGUAUCGACAUAGAUAUCUCAGUAUAUGUGGUUUCCUCACUUGAUACCUUUGCAGAAGAUAACAACACUCGAGUAGUCUUUGAACGCAUUCUUACAUCCGAGUCGUUGCCGCCGGAGAAAUCAUCCGAUAUCUGGGACCGGUAUCUGGAGUUUGAAAGUUUGGUUGGCGAUCUUGCUAGUACUCUCAAAGUGGAUGAAAGGCGGAAAGCUGCCGUUACUGGCGGAAAUGACGAAGGCACAACAUUGAUGUUAAUCGACAGAUAUCGCUUCCUUAAUCUGGUGCCCUGCACUCUGGACCAGUUGAAACUCAUGGGAUAUAACGUAAGUUAUCUUGUUUGAUA
Molecule: messenger RNA, 1688 nt
Organism: Cylicostephanus goldi
Lineage: Eukaryota; Metazoa; Nematoda; Chromadorea; Rhabditida; Strongylidae
Source: the annotation of a GenBank genome assembly